AUGCGAUUCAAGACAGAGCUCAAAAAUAUUCGCACCUUCUCCAAGUUUACCGCCGCACUUGCUUCACUUGAGAAGAUUGCAUGGGUGCGACUCGACGAUGACACAGCGCGCUUCACCGUGAUCCCGGACACCGGAUCUCAAGUUUGGUCGUCCCUGCCCAUGGACUUCAUCUUUGACAAUUACCACAUCCAGUCCGCCGAGGAGCACAAUACCAUCAACUUGGAGCUCCCACUCUCGCUACUUCAGCGCGCACUUCGCUCUGCUCUCAGCAGCAGCUCCGCCUCUCUCCGUCUGACUAAGAAGGAUGGGAUCCCAAUCCUGUCGAUGACCAUCACAACCACCACCAGUGCGUCAGGUGCCGGACGCAAUACCACCUACACGGGAUUGGAAAAUGACCCGUUUGAUGAUGAUGAGGGAUUUAUGGCUGAGCAUCUCGAAACCUCACUCCGCCGUGAGCGAGAGAAGAUCAUCACUCAGGACAUCCCCGUGCGGGUUUUGCACCCAGAAACUGUCGAGACCAUAAUGCAGCCUACUGUGCGCGAGACAGAUGUUCACAUUACGAUGCCUCCUUUACUCCAGCUCAAAGCCAUCUCUGACCGGUUCACCAAACUCGCAAUGUCGUCCAGUAACUCACGUGUGGGCCCCAAGCUCGAGAUAAGUGCCAACAUGUUUGGUAAUCUGAAGCUCCGGAUGGUGACUGAGAGCGUAAACGUCUCAACGACAUGGAGUGGGCUGGUGAACCCGGAACUAGAUCCCGCGCAAUUUGAGAUGCCUAUCGAAGAGCACCCGAGUGUCAGGUUCAAGGAGGCAGGUCCCGAUAAAUGGGCGACAGUAAGAGUAGACGGGAAGGACUGGAGCAGGGUACUGAGCGUUGGGAGACUUGAAGGGAGGGUCGUCGCUGCUUUUGCAGAUGAGCAUGCGCUUAUUCUUUAUGUCUACGUACCGCAGUAUGACGAUGCCGGAGCGGAUGAGGCGGUUCUCACGUACUAUGUAGGGUCUUUUAGCCUGUAA
Molecule: messenger RNA, 1011 nt
Organism: Colletotrichum truncatum
Lineage: Eukaryota; Fungi; Ascomycota; Sordariomycetes; Glomerellales; Glomerellaceae
Source: RefSeq, a predicted model, not a curated record